This is a messenger RNA of Candida albicans SC5314, 1500 nucleotides long. RefSeq names its product DNA-binding transcription factor (gene CAP1). The record is from RefSeq and is a predicted model, not a curated record. Gene Ontology annotation, molecular function: transcription cis-regulatory region binding; DNA-binding transcription activator activity, RNA polymerase II-specific. Bases 1 to 1500 code for a protein of 499 amino acids. Gene Ontology annotation, cellular component: RNA polymerase II transcription regulator complex. NCBI's taxonomy places the organism in Eukaryota, Fungi, Ascomycota, Pichiomycetes, Serinales, Debaryomycetaceae. The transcript has a single exon.
AUGACAGAUAUUAAAAGAAAUUUUUCAGAUAUUGCCUCACCAGCAAAUCUAGAUGAUACCAAGAAACUUCACGUAGAUUCUACUGCAACAACAAAAGUGGGCAGAAAACCAAUCGAUACCGAACCUAAAUCAAAGAGAACUGCUCAAAAUAGAGCUGCUCAAAGGGCAUACCGUGAACGUAAAGAACGUAAAAUGAAAGAGUUGGAAGAUAAGGUAAGAUUAUUAGAAGAUGCAAAUGUCAGAGCACUAACUGAAACCGAUUUUUUACGAGCUCAAGUAGACGUGUUGAAAAAUGAGUUGGCUAAAUAUACUGGUGGUAGCGAUUUUCUGGAUUUGAAUUUACCUACUAAAGUUGGUCAUUUAUCACAUCCAAAUAAUCAUCACAGUAAUGUUUCUACAGGUACACCUCAUGGUUCAAUGUCAUCUUCUAACUCUGUUGCAAGUUUAGAUAAUGACAAACCUUCCAGUGCUUCAUCGGUAUCAAACAAUUCACCUGGUUUUGCUUUUGAUAAUCCUUGGUCUAAAGAUAACAUACAAAAGUUAAAGCACCAGCAUCAACAACAACAACAAAAGGUUCCCCAAGGUGUGCCGGAUUUGGUGCUGGGUUCAUCUUCAUCGUCUACACCUUUAAAUGACAAUUUAUUGGUCACUCCUGAAUCGUUGACUGGCUUGUCUACAUCGAGUAAAUAUACUGGCCAGAAUAAUGUACCAACCAAUUUGGAUUUCACCAAUCAGUUUGAUGAACAAGUUGAUCCAUUUUGUGUUAAAUUGAAUGAAGCAUGUGGAACCAAAAGUAACCCAGUGCCCAAAUUUAAACGUUCAGGUUCUAAAGCAAAUACUUCAGUAACAAAUAAUUCCCCACUUGCCCACUUGGUAUCACCGGAAUCUCAACAAUAUACCAAUUCUUCUAAUAUCGACUUUAUGAAUGAUCCAUUUUUCAAUGGUGUGGGAACUGAUUAUAACUUUAAUUUUGAUAGCAAGAAUGGUUCCAUUCAAGAUCCUUUAUCGUUUCUUCAGGAUGACAACUUUGAUCUUGCAUUGGCAUUUGGUGAUCCAAGUCCUACUGGUAAUGAAGCAGAAGCCGAUCCAAUUUCAUUAUUAACAACAGAAGAAUCUAUAUAUGAUCCAUUGACAAACAACAGUGAUAAACUUUGUAGUACGGUUAAAGCUGAUGAUGUUAAUACUGACUUCAAUUUCAAUGAUUUUGUCAAGAAUUCAUUACCUGAAAAACAAGAGAAAGGUAAAUAUGAACCACCAUCAACAUCAAAGACUACAAAUAAUAAUGAAGAAGAAGAUAAAGAUGAAGUUGUGCCGGCACCUCCACAAACACUCAAAUGUAGUGAAAUUUGGGAUAGAAUAACGUCACAUCCAAAAUAUACUGAACUUGAUAUUGAUGGGUUGUGUAAUGAGUUGAAAAGUAAAGCUAAAUGUUCUGAAAAGGGAGUAGUGAUAAAUACUGCUGAUGUGAAUCAAUUACUAGAGCGAAGUAUAAAACAUUAA